Nymphalis io (European peacock) is the source of this 5598-nucleotide messenger RNA. RefSeq names its product protein retinal degeneration B (gene rdgB). The transcript has 2 exons. Gene Ontology annotation, molecular function: phosphatidylinositol transfer activity; phosphatidylinositol binding; phosphatidylcholine intramembrane carrier activity. Lineage: Eukaryota; Metazoa; Arthropoda; Insecta; Lepidoptera; Nymphalidae. Gene Ontology annotation, cellular component: cytoplasm. The record is from RefSeq and is a predicted model, not a curated record. The coding region runs from base 163 to 3681 and encodes 1172 amino acids. Gene Ontology annotation, biological process: phospholipid transport.
UUGUAAGGUAGAGUAGUUAUGAUUUUCUGAUAAAAAUCACAUAAUGUUUCUGUUUAAUAGUCGAGUUUAUAAUAAUAAUAAUUUAGAAACCAUGACGGUGUGAAAUAUUGUUAAAAAAUUCGGACAGAUUAUUUUCAACUAUAUAAAUACGAAUUAUUAACAAUGUUGAUUAAAGAAUACAGGAUUCCUCUUCCACUAACGGUGGAGGAAUAUCGAAUAGCUCAACUUUAUAUGAUAGCUAAAAAGAGCAGAGAAGAAAGUUCAGGUGAAGGCAGCGGUGUUGAGAUAAUUGUAAAUGAACCAUAUGAAAAUGGUCCCGGAGGAAAAGGUCAGUAUACACAAAAGAUUUAUCAUGUGGGUAGCCAUUUGCCAGGAUGGUUUAAAAGUCUUCUUCCUAAAUCAGCUUUGACUGUCUCUGAAGAAGCAUGGAAUGCAUAUCCAUAUACAAAAACUAGGUACACAUGUCCUUUUGUUGAAAAAUUUUCACUUGAAAUAGAAACUUAUUACUUUUCUGAUAAUGGCCACCAGGAGAAUGUCUUCAAGUUGACUGGAAGUGACUUAAAGAAUAGAAUAGUUGAUGUUAUUGAUGUAGUGAAAGAUCAGCUGUAUGGAGCUGAUUAUGUGAGAGACGAAGACCCAAAACUUUUUGUUUCUCAAAAAUGCAAUAGAGGACCUCUUUCUGAUUCUUGGCUAGAGGAAUACUGGCGGGAAGUACAAGGGAAAACACAACCAUUAGCAAAUGGCAAGUCACUUAUGUGUGCAUAUAAACUUUGUAGAGUUGAAUUUCGUUACUGGGGAAUGCAAACUAAACUGGAAAAAUUUAUUCAUGAUGUGGCAUUAAGAAAAACAAUGUUAAGGGCUCACAGACAAGCCUGGGCUUGGCAAGAUGAGUGGUAUGGUCUAACCAUGGAAGAUAUUCGAGAAAUUGAACGUCAGACUCAGUUGGCAUUGCAAAAGAAAAUGGCUGGUGAUGCUGGUGAAGAAACUGAUUUAUCUGAAGAAAAUUCAAAAUCUUUAGCUGCUACUAUGAGUAGCCUUGAGAAAAAUGAAGACUCAGAAACUCCACUAUCUACUAAGAAGAAUAAUAUGGAACAAAGAGCUCAAAAGAAUUUAAGUCCUGAAAGCACUCCAACAUCUGAACCUAAAACAACUUUAAAAUCGAGCCUCAGAUCAUCAUCUUCAGGUUCCCUUAAGAGCUUGCAAACUCAAGUGGCUAAUUGGAGAAUGGAGACAUUAGUAAGAGAAUCAGAGACAGAAACUGGAUCGGAAGACGAAUUUUAUGAUUGUGAAUCCUCUUUUAAUAAAUGGUCUUCUAUGUGUUCGCUUGAUGAAGCUGAUAUUGAUAUAUCCCCAACACAAGACAGAGAUCAUAGUCAAGAUGAUAGUAUAUUUAACCCGUCUUUUUUAAAACGGGUCACCUCAGAAAGAGGUUCACGGCGAAUUAUAAAUUUGCAAAGUCACCACAGUAUAGAUGGAUGUCCAGAAACACCUGUUCAUAGUUCUUGCCCGACAACAGUCCUGAUUCUUGUUUUUCAUGCUGGAAGUGUCCUAGAUGCAAAUAUAGAUAUGACUGCCAAAAAAUCUGAUGUUACAACAUUUAAAGGAGCCUUUGAAUCUGUCAUGCGCCAGCACUAUCCAACAUUAGUUGGUCAUAUUACUAUAAAAUUAGUUUCAUGUCCAUCGAUUUGCACUGAAGCUCUUGGAGUAUUAUCAACAUUAAGUCCAUACAGUUUUGACUGCUCGCCCUCUACAAGCGAGACGCCUUCACUAACAAAUGAUCUCAUACCAAUUGGUGCCAUACCACUCAUUGCAACAUCAUCUCCAGAAUAUUAUGAAUAUGUUACAAAAACAAUUAUAUCUGCCAAUAUGGUAUACAAUGAAUUUAUAAAAUCGGAAGAUGGAAAAGGAUUUAAUGGACAAGUGUGUAUCGUUGGCGACAGCAUGGGCUCUGUUCUAUCUUAUGAUGCACUGAUUCGAACCUGGCAAUAUCAAUCUCGACAUGAUAGUGAAAACAGUAUUUUGGACACUGAAAUAACCAUACCAAAUGAACCUACUGAAAAUUACUUAAAUAAAUCUCACCUUCAAGCUCCUACCCCUAGGAGACGGUCAUCAACAGCUAGUGACAAUCAGACAAAAUUAGAGUUUGAAGUCAGUGAUUUAUUUACAUUUGGAAGUCCACUUUCAUUAAUCUUGGCUUCAAGAAAAAUAUCUGAUGAAAAGUUCAAAGAUAUUGUAAAACCACCAGUCCAACAAAUAUUUAAUUUAUUUCAUCCUACUGAUCCUGUAGCUUCUAGGCUAGAACCGUUGCUGUCAGCUCGUUUUACAAAUCUACCACCUAUAAAUGUUGCAAGAUAUGCUAAAUAUCCAUUAGGGAAUGGUCAGCCCUAUCAUUUAAUGGAAUUGAUACAAAGUCAUCCGACCUUGUUUGGAGAUCAUUUACAAAUGCCGCCGACUCCAGUUCUACGAAGACUAUCAGAAGCAUCCGUUCAAAGUACUGUUAGUGGUUUAGCUGAUAAUAUUCCAUUAAUUACUAUGAAUGCUCUUCAGCAAAAAUGGUGGGGUACGAAACGACUGGACUAUGCCCUGUAUUGCCCUGAAGGAUUGGCUAAUUUCCCUACAAAUGCUCUACCACAUCUCUUUCACGCUAGUUAUUGGGAAAGUUCCGACGUCAUAGCUUUUAUAUUACGCCAAGUAGGCCACUUUGAUUUAGCAUUAUAUGGUCAAUCAGAAGACAAAGAGAGUGCAAUGUUCAAACCCGGCCAAGAUAAAGAAAAGUGGAUGAGAAAAAGAACUUCAGUUAAAUUAAAGAAUGUUGCAGCUAACCACAGAGCUAACGACGUCAUUGUAAUGGAAGGGUGUCCUCAAACAUUUAUAGCUCGAUUCAUGUAUGGGCCACUGGAUAUGAUUACUUUGACUGGUGAAAAAGUAGACAUACAUAUGAUUAAAGACCCACCUGCCGGAGAAUGGACGCUAUUAUCGACAGUGGUAACUGAUAAAACUGGAAGAAUUGCUUAUACUUUAUCAGAAAAACAAAGCGUCGGUUGUGGAAUUUACCCCGUAAGGGUAGUAGUACGAGGCGAUCACACAAGUUGCAAUUUUCAUCUUGCAGUUGUUCCGCCACAGACUGAAUGUGUAGUUUUUAGUAUUGAUGGUUCUUUUACUGCCAGUGUAUCAGUUACUGGACGAGACCCUAAAGUUAGAGCUGGGGCAGUAGACGUAGUGAGAUUUUGGCAAGAUUUGGGUUACCUGAUCCUUUACAUAACAGGAAGGCCAGACAUGCAACAAAGGAAAGUUGUCUCCUGGCUAGCUGAGCACAAUUUCCCUCACGGCUUAGUAUUUUUUUCGGAUGGGUUUUCAACUGAUCCUUUGGGGCAUAAAGCUGCUCAUUUGAACAAUUUAAUAACUGAACACGGAGUAAUUCUACACGCUGCCUAUGGCUCAGGAAAAGAUAUAAGCGUAUAUCAUAACUGUGGAUUAUCACCAAAGCAAAUAUAUGCUAUUGGAAAAAUAAGUAAGAAAUAUAGCAACACGGCUACAACAUUAAGUGACGGAUACGCAUCUCAUUUAGCAGACUUGAAACAACCGGGUGCGGUGAGGCCGGCUAGAGGAAAUGCUCGCCUUCUUGUUCCACGGCGUCUGUUAGCACCGGUGACUUCUGCUGCUACUCGAGGCCGCCGUUAAUUGCGAACUUAUCUGUACCAUGUCCCCGAUAAAUUUGGAGUAAGUAGAAAACAUUUCGUUAUCAGUAGGUUUUUAUAAUUGGUUAACAGAUAAAUAUUUUGUUUCAACAUAAAUAGGAAAGACAUACUUUCCUAUUAAAAUGUACAUUUUUUCAUAGUAAACAUCUCGCGUACUCAAUGUUAUUGUAAAAAUUUUAGCGCUCGUAUAUAUUACAAUCAUAAAAAAACAAUUAGUUUAUCGUCACUGUGUACCUUACUAAUUUAUUAAAAAGUAUUGUCUAAAAUGUCACGUAGCGGACUCGGUUACUUAUUAACUAAAUUGUUAUUGUACGUAAAUUCUAUUGUUAAUCAAUUUUUAAGGCUGGAAAUUUACUAAUUCAAUGAUUUUAAUAAAUAAUAUAUAAUUCUAGUCUUUCUAAUUGACAUAUUUAAUAGUAUUGUGAAUCGGGGCUUACAUUAAUAUGCAUAUUAACUUACUCUAAAUGUUAUAUAACCGCGCUUUGCUAUUUAUUAUGAAACAAAAAUACGUAGUAUUAAGACAGCUUGAUAUUCAAAGGAAUAUCGUACUCUCCCCUAUGCUGUACCUGUAUAUGUAACAUAUAGAUCUGUAUUACUAUUUUUGGAUAUGUGUUUGUGUUCUAUAUAAGAAGUUUAUCAGAUUUAAUACGUGUAGUAUGAGUUUUGACCUUCCUGAUAAUAGGCUAUUUGACACUUUAUUUAAAUUGAUCUAAAGUUAUUUGUUAUCCGUUAAUAAAGUUAAGUAGAAAUUUAAAAAGACAAUUUUAUAUUUGUUUAAACAAACGCACUAAUAAAAUCGAUUAAUUCCUGACAUCACAAAUCCUAAAACUAAUUGACUUAAAUUAUAUUUUUAGAAACAAUUAACGAUUCAUUAUCGGUUUAUAGAACAAACUAUAUUAAUUUAAUGCAUUUUUAGAUUAUAACAUUAAAUAGUAUAUAUAUGUCAAGUAGCCUAAUUUAAGAAUAUAUUAUUUUAUUAUGUAUAUAUGAAAAACUAAAUUAUUCUAAAAUAACUUAUUAUUAAUGUAAAAAUAUUCCUUUAAUUUCGGCGUUGUUUAUGAUAACCUAGAUAUAUAAUGCUUAUAUUUAAUGUUGUGAAUAUUUAAAAAAUUCCAAUUUACGAUGUUUAUUAUGACGCCGAAAUUAGUAUGUUUUUUUAAAUUGUGGACAUAAAUGUCACUGUACCUUCCGAAUGAUUUUCAUUCCCUGUUUUUAUAAUAAAAAAAAAACUAUUGAACUACAAUUUUCGAUAUUCACUUAUUUAUAUAUAGAUUUAAGAUAGAAGCCAUGCAAAUAGUGAUAUUAUGUACUUGUCAUUUAUUUAUACUCAUUCAUUAUAUAGAGAUAUAUUUAUUCCAGUUAUCAACUUCGUAGACUUAUGAUUAUAAUAAUUUAUAAAGCUUAUUUUCUGACUUAUGUAUAAUUGUCAAUGCAAAAUAAUAAUGUACUAUUUAAUAUAGAAACAUUACGUGCACGCAAUUGAUUAUUAUAAAUAUAUAAUUCAAAAUGAUCCGGCAAACAGGUAAAAUAAUUUAUUUUAGUUCAGUGCGGUUGGUAUCGUUUCGUUUGUAAUAUGACCAGUUUCUGUUUUAAACUAACGCGUAUCUACCAGUGUACAGCAAGUACAAAAUACAGAUGAUAUUAUCUCAAAUAUUUCUUGUUAGUAUAUUAGUAGAGUAUAUAUAUUUUUUUAAUUUAAAAAAUUAUGUCAUAUAAUAUAACGCCAAGGUCAAUAUAAUAAUAUAUAUUUAUUUUAAUAUUCAUAACUUUAACAUCGAUGUUUGUAGUAAAUAAAUAUUAAAACUGCCCUCAUCAAAAUAAUUCAUUCAGAAAAGAAUUAUAUUUGGUUUACUAGUUUGUUCGUUUGUCUAUAAAAAAGUACAAAUGUAAGCUUUGCUGC